CUAGUUUUCCCCUCUCCUCCGCCUCUUUCUUCCGGGCUUUCGUCCUUGUCGUUUGACGACGUGGUCUGGGCGUGCCAUCUAGUAACCUAAACAGAGCCUGAUGCCCGCACCAGAUCUUCGCCACCAUGGCUCGCGUCGAGCAGGAAAAAGUCUUCGGGGACGAAAAGGAGAGUUUUCAUGCAGGAAGCAUCGAGAAGGGUGAAUUGUGGGUCUUACCCACCGAAGAUGAAAAAUCGGGUCCCAAUAGGCUUGGGAGAAUUGCUGAUAAGGUACCUUGGACCGCGUACAGCAUUGGUAUAGUCGAGAUGGCGGAACGGUUUUCCUACUAUGGCUCUACGGCAGUCUUUACCAACUUCAUUCAGCAGCCUCUCCCACGCGGCUCGCGCACCGGUGCAGGUGGCCAUGACCACGUUUCAGGAGCCCUUGGGCGGGGCAUCCAAGCCGCACAGGUCUCACCACCUUCAACCAAUUCUGGGUCUACGUUAUUCCUUUGUUCGGCGCUUACAUCGCGGAUACGAAAUUGGGGCGUUAUAAAACUAUUUCCUGGGCUGUGUUCAUUGCGAUGAUUGGGCACGUUUUGUUGAUCGUGAGCAGUGUUCCGGGUGUCAUCGAGCAUUCUAGUGGGGCGUUGGCCUGUUUUACGCUUGCGUUGAUUGUUAUGGGAUUGGGAAGUAAG
This is a messenger RNA of Cantharellus anzutake, 676 nucleotides long. RefSeq lists its product as uncharacterized. Lineage: Eukaryota; Fungi; Basidiomycota; Agaricomycetes; Cantharellales; Hydnaceae. The coding region runs from base 126 to 566 and encodes 146 amino acids. The record is from RefSeq and is a predicted model, not a curated record. The transcript is spliced from 5 exons.